Pteropus alecto (black flying fox) is the source of this 3505-nucleotide messenger RNA. Its product is annotated as probable hydrolase PNKD. Lineage: Eukaryota; Metazoa; Chordata; Mammalia; Chiroptera; Pteropodidae. The transcript is spliced from 9 exons. The record is from RefSeq and is a predicted model, not a curated record. Gene Ontology annotation, cellular component: mitochondrion. Bases 452 to 1705 code for a protein of 417 amino acids. Gene Ontology annotation, molecular function: hydroxyacylglutathione hydrolase activity.
UGAUGUUGGGGAUGGGAACUGUGGGAGCCCUGGCCACAGGCCAGGUUUGGGGGAGGACCUAAGCUUGGGAAUUUCCUGAGCUUCAGAGAAAACAUUCUAAUUCUCCCCUCUUCCCCAAACCACCCCAGAUACCCCAGAAGCUUCAGCCCUAGGAUUCUCUUCACACUCAGCCCAAGAAAUAGAGAUGUAAAGGCCUAAGUGGGGGAAAACACAGGGUGGGGGAGUCUUGACUGUGUGCCUUUGGGUCAUUCACAUUUCUAAGAGCCCAAAUAUUGGUCACAGUCUCCAUAAUGUUCCAACCAAGUCACCAUUGCACUGCAAAUAGCAUUAAAAUAAUGAGAUUUAUAAAUAUUUUAAUAUCUUCAUAUUUAGGAUUAGAAAAAACAUUUCUCCCCACAAAAUUUCUGGGAAUUUUAUAGCUCUAUUUGGGGAAGGAUAUUUCAAUCUAGUUAUGGCUUCAAAAUUGGUAACAUUGAAAUCAUAUAAAUGGCCUGAGGAAGUAGGAAAUAAAAGUUUCCACAAGGAACUGGAAUCAGAAGUCCUGAGAUCAGAAUUCACAAGUUCACCACCUCAGAAUUCUGAGAGUUUGGGUCUUCCUGGAACAUGGGAUCUGGGAGUUUCCCAACCUCCAAAUUUGGAAAUCUCAGAUAGCUUCUUUGGAAUUCAGUAUUCCUCUAAGCUUUCCUGUGUCUGCAUUUCAAGGUUGCCUUGGAAUCCACUCCCCAAAUUUGCAGAGCAGAAGGGCGUGCCUGGAGUCAGAGUUCAAGAACCUGCCCCUCCAAGGUACAGCCUGUACACCCGCACCUGGCUCGGAUACCUCUUCUACCGCCAGCAGCUGCGCAGGGCUCGGAAUCGCUACCCCAAAGGCCACUCCAGAACCCAGCCCCGCCUCUUCAACGGAGUGAAGGUGCUUCCCAUCCCCGUCCUCUCGGACAACUACAGCUACCUCAUCAUCGACACCCAGGCCCGGCUGGCUGUGGCUGUGGACCCUUCAGACCCUCAGGCUGUGCAGGCUUCCAUUGAAAAGGAGGGCGUUACCUUGGUUGGCAUCCUCUGCACCCACAAGCACUGGGACCACAGUGGAGGGAACCGUGACCUCAGCCGGCGGCACCAGGAAUGUAGGGUGUACGGGAGCCCUGAGGAUGGCAUCCCCUACCUCACCCAUCCCCUGUGUCAUCAAGAUGUGGUUAGCGUGGGACGGCUUCAGAUCCGGGCUCUGGCCACCCCUGGCCACACGCAAGGCCAUCUGGUCUACCUGCUGGAUGGGGAGCCCUACAAGGGUCCCUCCUGCCUUUUCUCAGGAGACCUGCUCUUCCUCUCUGGCUGUGGACGGACCUUUGAGGGCACUGCAGAGACCAUGCUGAGCUCACUGGACACUGUGCUGGGGCUGGGGGACGACACUCUGCUGUGGCCUGGUCACGAGUAUGCAGAGGAGAACCUGGGCUUUGCAGGCGUGGUGGAGCCCGAGAACCUUGCCCGGGAGAGGAAGAUGCAGUGGGUGCAGAGGCAGCGGAUGGAGCGCAAGAGCACGUGCCCGUCCACCCUGGGAGAGGAGCGCUCCUACAACCCGUUCCUGAGGACCCACUGCUUGGUGCUGCAGGAGGCUCUGGGGCCAGGCCUGGGCCCCUCUGAGGAUGAUGGCUACUCCCGGGCCCAGCUCCUAGAGAAGCUCCGCCGGCUGAAGGACCUGCACAAGAGCAAGUGAUGCCCCCCAGCCCACCCCGGCCCACCCCCGUGGUGGGAAGGCCACCCAUCACCCGCACAUGCCAUCCCUGCCUUUGCUACCACCACCAACUCCAUCGGCGCCCACGGUGGGCAUCAUUUCCCAGCACCGGUCAGGGCACAAGGAGGAACCAGGUGAUGAGACCUUGAGGCCGAGAGGAAGGGGGCUGCUCCAGGGCCUGGAGACUCCAUGGCGAGGCUGAGAUUUCAAGGGCAACAGGGAAGGAGGGGCCUUGGGACAUCUCCAGACCUGACCGGGAGGGAUCCCCUCCUCCUGUCCCCUGUUCCUGCAGCGGCAGGAAGGACAUGGAGGCCGUUGUUAGCCUCUCCCUCAGGAGGCCUCACUCUCACGGGGGCCCCUGACCCUGAGGCAGCAGGAGCCAUGAACAGGUUGAGUCCGUCUUCCCCCUUCUCCCAUUCAGGGUUGGGGAAGAAACUGCAUCCCCCAGAGUGGCCUGAGGGCGGUGCCUUGGCAAGAUGGUCACUCAGAGGGGCACCUGGACUCCUUUUCCGAGACACUGCCCCCUUCUUCCCUAAGUCUCCCUGCCCUGCCCCACCCCCACAAAGGCAUUUUUCAAACAGAGCCAUUUCCGAGAAAGGUGAAAGGGCUGAACGUCUGGCUGUCUGGCCAAUCUCUGCCUCAGCGACCCCUCUACAGCCUGGCAUAGGGAGGGUCUUGGUUGCCAAGGAAACCCUGACCUCAGGCUGACUGACGACACUGGAGGCUGUUGGGACUGCAGCCCAACAGUCCUGUAGGGGCAGAGUUCCUGCCCCUGCCCUGGGCCAACAGGGUCCCUCCCUCCCAGGGGAGAGAGAGCCAUCCUCCGCCAAGGCCACUGCGGUUUUCUCGUUCUGGCCCUUAUUCUUAGGAACUUCUGCCUUCCUCUAACUCCUGCUUUAUCUUCAGCCCCUUUCCUCUUUCGGUAAUUAACCACAUUCAUCUGGCCCCUUGCAGUUAGCCAAACACAUUUCCGUAAUUUGUCAUGUGAUCCUCGGCCCCAUCCCAGCUAUGGGGAGGGGGUCUGUGCAGCAGAGUUCAGAUAUCAGGAAUCUGGGAUCAGAGAGCUCUCAAAUGAGUGGCAGCUUCCAGGACCCCAGGCCUGGGUCCUUCCCCUCUGCUCAGCCCUCCCUCAGCUCAGCUUCUCCUCUGGUCUCAGGCCCAGGUCCUGUAGGGGCCACAGUGCGGAAUCCUAUGGUCCUCGAGCAGGCGUACCUUGGAUUAGCCAGGAGCCUUCUGUUCCUUUGAAGAGAAGCCUUCUCUCAGGCUCUGCUCACCCCCGGCAAGCCUCUGAGAUGCCCCCUGCCCUCAGUUUCCCCACAUCAUCCGGCCUCUGCCUCCCUCUCCAGCCACAGCCUCUGGUACCAACUCUAGCAAUACUCCCAGAAUAGUUAGAGUUCCCCGCCCCCCAAGACAUGCAGUUUCCUGCCUCUGUGCCUUCGCUCAUGCUGUUUCUUCGGACUGGAAUGCCUUUCCCCUGCUCCUCCUGCCUUGUCUGCCUGGCAAACACCUGUUCAUCUCUCACAAUCCUUCUCAAAGGCCCCCUCCUCCAGGAAGACAACCCCCAUGCCCUUCCCCUCCCAGGCUACCUCUGCUCUUUGUAAAUGCUUCUCUUGUGGCACUUAUCACACUGUAUUUGACUUGUUUACAUGUUUGUCUCCCCUUCCAGACUGUGAACCCUUCAGGGCAUGGACUGUAUCUUAUGCAUCUUUGAAUUUCUGCGCCUAGCACGGUGCCUGGCACACAGUAGGCGCUCAAUAAAUGUUGAAUGAAUGAAUGAUUUAA